Colletotrichum godetiae is the source of this 1410-nucleotide messenger RNA. RefSeq lists its product as uncharacterized. The transcript has 5 exons. Lineage: Eukaryota; Fungi; Ascomycota; Sordariomycetes; Glomerellales; Glomerellaceae. Gene Ontology annotation, molecular function: oxidoreductase activity. The record is from RefSeq and is a predicted model, not a curated record. The coding region runs from base 1 to 1257 and encodes 418 amino acids.
AUGGCCGCAAUCGAAGUAGGAAACCAUUCCAAAACUCAUGUUAGAGGUUCAGAAGAAAGACCUCAUAAUCACCUCACAUUGACUCUGUCGCCUUUUGAGGCUUUUGACGUCCCCGGUCACCAAAGUACAGCCGAUUUUGGGCUGCCGUGGUCGGCAAGCUUUCCUCUCGGACUCAAACUUACCAAGGCCACCGAUCUCUCCGAAAGCAUUGAUGCCCUCCAAAACCUCGCCGAUUUGGGGACACUGAGCCGUUUGAUCAAAGAACAUGGAGGGGCAAUUCUCAUUCGGGGUCUCCCAAUCGAGACACCUCACGAUUAUAGCAAGGUCGCCCACGCAUUUGGCUUUCGUCCUCAUAUAGAAGUUGGACGUCCGCCACUCCGGACCGUUCUGGCUCCUAAUGUCAAAACCGCGAAUGAAGGUCCACCAGAGCUGCCCAUUUGGCCUCAUAGUGAAUAUGGGUGGUCAACGAUCAACCCAUCGUGGCUAACUUUCAGUGCACUCCAAAUUCCAGAGUCCGGCGGCGCAACACCCAUCACCUCAGCUAUCUAUAUUGCCCAUGAGCUGUCACGCCUCAGGCCCGCCUUUCUCUCUACCCUUCUGAAGAAGGGUGUCAAAUACGUGUACCGUUACACAACCAAGCCACUCGUCUCCAACACCGGGACGAGCGUUCGUGGCGCUUAUGGCCAGGAGGUCAGAGACGAAGAUGACGAGGCCACGGCCCGGAGCAAGAUCGAGGCUGAACUCCGACGCCACAGCAACCGAUUCGAGUGGCACGACGACGGUAGCUUGAGCGUGACGCACAUUGUCCCUGCCGUUCGCAUCCACGAUCCUACGGGGGCAACCGUAUUCUUUGGCAAUGUCACCUCCGCCUGGGGCCGUAGUCGCCACCAUGGUGCGACGCGACCUCCAUUCCGCGGUGAUGACGGAUCGUACCAUCCUCCCCCAACGUAUGGCGAUGGAACGCCUAUCGAUGUCGAUGACUUGGACCUGCUGCUGAAACUCGCUGAAGAGGGUGCCAUCGACGUUGAAUGGCAGAAGGGAGAUCUGGUACUUCUUGACAACUAUGCCGUGAUGCACUCCCGUAAGCCAUGGAAGGGGCAGCGCCAGGUCCUCGCUGCUCUUUGGGAUGAUGACGGGAGGAUCAGGGAUUUCCCAGAAGGCUUGGAAUUGCUGAAGAGUAGUCCUAGGGUUCCUCGGACUGAGUCUGAUGAUGUUGAGGACAUUGAUCAUCGGCCGUCUGAGGUCCUGAUUGGAUGAAAUGUGUAGUUUCACGAAUAUCAUCCCCGUGCAUAGACGAUCGUAGCCGCGACGUGACUAGUCAACAAUUGGCCAAGCGCACUACUCCGUUCAUUUGAUAUGAAGUGGCAGAUCUGGGGCUCACGCUUGGACGGCAUGGACGUGGAGUUUUGC